UGCGGGCGGUGUUGGUCUAGGGAGACGCGGGGACCAAGUGGCAGCGACUCGAACAUAUAAGCUGCCACUCCGGAAACGGUCCCGCAAGACAGCUUUUAAUUUCAAAGAUAAUCAAUAUGCAUUUCCAAGGCUUUUGGUUAUGUUUGGGUCUUCUAAGCAUCUCAAUUCAUGCAGAAUUGAUGGAUGAUGAUGUUGAGAGGACGGACUUUGAUGAAACUUCAGGAGAGAUUGAUGUUAAUGAAGAUGAACUCUCCUCAGAGGUUAAAUAUAAGACCCCUCAACCUACAGGAGAAGUAUAUUUUACAGAAACUUUUGAUAAUGGAAAGCUGGCUGGGUGGGUCCUAUCAAAAGCAAAGAAAGAUGAUGCAGACACGGAGACUUCCAUAUAUAGUGGAAGAUGGGAAAUAGAAGAACUGAAAGAAAACCAGGUGCCUGGCGACAGAGGGCUGGUGUUGAAAUCCAGAGCGAAGCAUCACGCGAUAUCGGCGACGUUAGCGAAGCCCUUCGUUUUUGCUGAUAAACCUUUAAUAGUUCAAUAUGAAGUGAAUUUUCAAGAUGGUAUUGACUGUGGAGGUGCGUACAUUAAACUCCUAGCAGACACUGCGGAUUUGAAUCUGGAAAACUUUUAUGAUAAAACAUCUUAUACCAUUAUGUUUGGACCAGAUAAAUGUGGAGAAGAUUAUAAACUUCAUUUUAUCUUCAGACAUAAACAUCCCAAAACUGGAGUAUUUGAAGAGAAGCAUGCCAAACCUCCAGAAGUAGACCUUAAAAAGUUCUUUACAGACCGGAAGACUCAUCUGUACACUCUCGUGAUGAAUCCAGAUGACACGUUUGAAAUGUUAGUUGAUCAGACGGUUGUGAACAGAGGGAGCCUGCUGGAGGACGUGGUCCCUCCUGUCAACCCCCCCUCGGAGAUCGAAGACCUGAGUGACGAGAAGCCUGAGGAAUGGGACGAGAGAGCCAAGAUCCCGGAUCCCUCCGCCGUCAAACCAGACGACUGGGAUGAAAAUGAACCUGCCCAAAUAGAAGAUUUAAGUGUCGUUAAACCUGACGGCUGGCUUGAUGAUGAACCAAAGUUUAUCCCUGAUCCUAGUGCUGAAAAACCUGAGGACUGGAAUGAAGACAUGGAUGGAGAAUGGGAGGCGCCUCGUAUUCCUAACCCAGCCUGCGAGGUGGGGUGUGGCGAGUGGAACCCUCCCAUGAUAGAGAACCCGAAAUACAAGGGAGUGUGGAGGCCUCCGAUGAUCGAGAACCCGAACUACCAGGGAGUCUGGAGUCCUCGAAAAAUUCCUAAUCCAGAUUAUUUUGAAGAUGAUCAUCCAUUUCUUCUGACUCCUUUCUCUGCUCUUGGUUUAGAGCUUUGGUCUAUGACUUCUGAUAUCUACUUUGAUAAUUUUAUUAUCUGUUCAGAAAAGGAAGUAGCAGAUCGCUGGGCUGCGGACGGUUGGGGCAUGAAAAGAAUGAUAGCAACUGCUAACGAGCCCGGCAUAUUUGCACAGCUGUUGGCUGCUGCUGAGGAGCAUCCGUGGCUGUGGCUCCUUUAUCUUGUGACAGUGGGGCUCCCGGUGGCAUUGGUUACUUUGUUUUGUUGGCCAAGGAAAGUAAAGAAAAAAUGCGAAGAUGCAGCGCAUAAAAAACCCGACGUCUGUAAACCACAAACAAAGGGAGCCCUAGAGCAAGAAGUGACGGAGGAGAAAGCAGCCCUGGAGAAGCCGGCCGACUUGGGAGAGGACAGGAAGCCAAGUGAUGGUGAAAUCGUUGAGAAAGAAGAAGAAGGCAAACCUGAGGAAAAGAGUGAAGAUGAAAACGAAAUCGUAGAAGGGAAAGAAGACGACAGUAAAUCCAAUAAGUCUGGGUCAGAGGAUGAGAUGAAGGAAGCAGACGAGGGCACCGGGUCCGGAGACGGGCCAGUGAAGGCCGUGCGCAGACGGAGGGCGCGGAGGGAGUGACCGCCUUCCAGUGUCUCACUGCUGCAGGGACUUGGCACUUCUCAGAGCAGGUGCCAGAGCCGAGCCUGAAUCCACCCGCACAUCCUGUUUCCACGUCUGGUCUGUUAUUCUUUCAGACAUCCCUGCAGUCUUUUCUGGGGAAAAAAACCUUUGGAGUUACCUGGUCUUCAAAUUUAGAAUAAAAAAAAAAAAGUGGCACGUUACAUAUGAGAUUUAUGAGAUUAAUAUCAUUAGAAGUUACCAGUUUUAAUAGUUCAGAGAAAGUUUUGGUUUGUACAGAGGGAAAUAAUAUGCAGCAGCUUCCCUGGUAUUGGAAAAACCAGUUACUGAGAUUUCCUCUUAAAUGGCUAUUCUGCAGUAUAACUGGUGGUUCCACAAUAAAAACAAGUGUGUUCUCUCGUACAGAGCUAAGUGCAAUAAAGUUUCUGUGUGGUUGUUCUAUCAACAAGGUGCUGUAUGUGACCACAUUUACCUAGUUGGUGUCCAAUUACAGUUACGGUCCCUGAAAUUGUAAUUCCUCUAAAGGGGGUGUUUUGUUGGCAGACAAGUUAACAAAACAGAAAUGUCUGAGUGUCAUUCACAGAAUCCCUGGUUAACCAUGCAGCAUAUUUUAAUUUGAAUACAAGGAAAAUGGUUCAUCAAAACAAGGUUUUCAAGCUUUUAUUUUAUGCCAGAAACUUUUACCCUACUUAUCGUUGAUAUG
Artibeus jamaicensis (Jamaican fruit-eating bat) is the source of this 2652-nucleotide messenger RNA. RefSeq names its product calmegin (gene CLGN). The transcript has 15 exons. Gene Ontology annotation, molecular function: calcium ion binding. The record is from RefSeq and is a predicted model, not a curated record. Bases 117 to 1949 code for a protein of 610 amino acids. NCBI's taxonomy places the organism in Eukaryota, Metazoa, Chordata, Mammalia, Chiroptera, Phyllostomidae. Gene Ontology annotation, cellular component: endoplasmic reticulum; endoplasmic reticulum membrane. Gene Ontology annotation, biological process: protein folding.